AUGGAUGAAUCAUAUAUCCACCAAAACUACGUCCGACACAAUGACAGCCUCUACUACCCUGACGACGUCCACAACAAGGCCCCGAAACCCAAGCACAAGGGACAGCCGCUCUGCUUUGUUGAUGACAUCCUUGACAGCGGCACUGAUGAGUCGAAGCUCUUGAUCACGCAGGUGUGGCCUUACCUGAAGGAUAACGUGGGUCGGCAAUACACCACGGACACGGCCAUGGAAGACGUGCGGGCGGGCUCGACUUGGCCUUCAGCGAGCUAA
Molecule: messenger RNA, 270 nt
Organism: Aphanomyces astaci
Lineage: Eukaryota; Oomycota; Saprolegniomycetes; Saprolegniales; Verrucalvaceae
Exons: 2
Coding region: 1-270 (89 amino acids)
Source: RefSeq, a predicted model, not a curated record